This is a messenger RNA of Formica exsecta, 6650 nucleotides long. RefSeq lists its product as uncharacterized. Lineage: Eukaryota; Metazoa; Arthropoda; Insecta; Hymenoptera; Formicidae. Bases 18 to 5354 code for a protein of 1778 amino acids. The transcript is spliced from 28 exons. The record is from RefSeq and is a predicted model, not a curated record.
CGGCAGUCAGUGCGGCGAUGUCGACGGCGAACGACGGUUCGGCGGUACGGUUCGGCCGAUGGUGGUGGUGCUGGCGUAGAAGAAGGCGGAGUAUUACCACCCGCGGCCCUGCGAUGCCGACGACGACGGAUUACCCGAGGACGAUGGUCCUGAUUGUCGUGCUGGCGUUGAUCUCGAUCCUCCUAGGUCAUGUUGACGCCGCCGCAAGGACGAAAGCCGAGGAGUCGGCCUCGCCCCGCGGCACGACCGGCAAGCAGCGGGAGGCCGAGCCGGUGAUCGAGGAAGUCACUGCCAAGCAACUCGAACGGCUCCUUAACGAGAAGGAUUUUGUUGCCGUGUAUUGGUAUGCACGAAGUUGCGUCACAUGCGACAAGGUCCUGGCCGAAUUGGAGAAAAUCGACGACGAUACGGAUCACUUUGGAGUUGACUUUGUCAAGAUCAACGAUAAACGACUGGCGAAGCAAUAUGGUAUCAAAAACUUUCCAGCUCUUACGUAUUUCCGCGAGAAAGAACCAAUUAUAUAUGAAGGGGACCUGAUGGACGAAGAAAAUGUAUUGGAUUUUCUCACGAGUUUGGAAGCGAUGGAUCUGCCGGAUCGCAUCGAAGAAGUUAAUGCCAAGAUUCUGACGAAAAUCGUCGAAGAAACAGACUUUGUGGCGGUUCUUUUCUGUCCGGACACGGAGCGGUGUGCGGGCGCUGGGUCUAACAAGCCAGACUGCAAAAAGUGCCUUAAGGCUCUGCAAGAACUGGAGAACAUCGAUGACGAGGCCGAUCAGUUAGGCAUCGGCUUCGUAAAAAUCGCGGACGAGGAGCUCGCGGACGAGUAUAACCUCGGUUCUCUUCCAGCCCUUGUUUACUAUAGGCAUCAAAUCCCAAUCAUUUACGAACAUGAACUGAGUAAAGAAGAAGACGUGCUAGAGUGGCUGGUGGCGAAUAAAAGUACGGGAGACGAAGAGGACGUUAUCGAGGAUGUUACCGCUAAGACGUUGAAUACACUAAUCGGAAAUAUAGACAAUCUAGUUGUUCUGUUCUACGAUCACGGCGAUGAGGACUCUAUGCAGGUUCUGAACGAAUUGGAAAAAAUCGACGACGACUGCGACAAGCAUGGGAUUCAGUUUGUGAAGAUCGACGACGAGAAGGCGGCGGAAGAAUUCGGAAUCGACAAUUUACCAGCGAUUGUCUACUUCGAGAAGCAGAUACCAAAUGUUUACGACGGAGAUAUAGAAAAUGAGGAUGAAAUCCUGGAGUGGUUGCUGUCGCAACUCGAAAAGGAUGAGAUCGAGGACGUCACUGAUGAGAUGCUGGAUCGUCUCAUCAAAGACGGGAAGACCUUGGCCGUGCUUUUCUAUGAUAACAACGAUCGGAAGUCACAGAGAGUUCUCAACGAGUUGGAGAACAUUGAUGACGAGUGCGAUCAGCUCGGCGUAACAUUCGUGAAAAUCGACAGUUCGGAAGAGGCCAAGGAAUAUGGCAUCGAGAAAAUACCUGCGAUGCUUUACUUCGAGAAAGGCAUUCCGAUGCUGUAUCAAGGCAAUCUGGAGGACGAGGAGAAGGUGCUCAAAUGGUUGGAGCAACAGCAAAAGGCUGACCAAAUCGAAGACGUCACGGAUGAAAUGCUCGACAUGGUUAUCGAGAAGAUGCCGCUCGUAGCCGUCCUCUUUUAUGACAAAGAUCAAAAAAAGAGUCAGAAGGUGCUGAGCGAACUGGAGAACAUUGACGAUGAUUGCGAUCAACAUAACAUAGCUUUUGUGAAGAUCAGUGAUUUGGACGAGGCGAAGGAGUACGGCAUAGACACGCUUCCCACUUUAGUGCUCUUUGAACGAAAAAUACCGCAUAUUUACGAUGGCGAUCUCAUGAACGAGGAUCAAAUACUAGGCUGGCUGUUGCAUCAGAAAAAGCAUGCCGAGAUUCCGGAAGUAACGGAUGAAAUGAUCGAGAAGCUCGUGGAGACCUCACCGUACACGGCAGUUCUGUUUUACGACAAGGACGAUAAGCAGGACAUAAGGAUCCUAAACGAGUUGGAAAAUAUCGACGACGAGUUGGAGAAAGAAGGCAUCAUCAUUGUUCGAAUAGACAACGAUGCCGAGGCGAAGGAAUACGGUAUCGAUCAUCUGCCGACCUUGGUAUACUUCGAGGAUAAAAUUCCAGCGAUAUACGAGGGUGAUCUGUUGAACGAAGACGAAGUCCUCGAAUGGCUGAUACAGCAGAAGAACAGCGCUACCAUCGAGGAAGUCACGGAUGAGAUAUUGACGGAUCUUAUAGAGGACCACGAAUACGUUGUAGUAUAUUUCAGUGGAAGUUGUGAUGAAGGAGAUAAAUGUGACACUAUCCUCGACGAAUUGGAGAAUAUCGAUGAUGAACUCGACGAAACGGGCAUUAUAUUCGUCACUACCGAAGACACUGUCAUAGCAAAGAAAUAUGGCAUCAAACAUUUUCCAACUCUCGCGUUCUUCAGAAACAGGGACCCACUGAUCUAUACCGGCGAUCUCAAUGAUGAAGAUGAAGUACUGUCUUGGAUCACGGACGAGGACACUUUGGAGAUACCAGGGAAAAUCGAAGAAGUCAAUGCUAGAAUGCUGGAGAACAUCCUCGACGAAAACGACUAUGUCGUUGUCUUUUUCUACAAAGAAGGCGAUAAGAAAAGCCAGAAGAUCCUCCAGGAGCUCGAGAAUAUCGAUGAUGAGUGCGAAGAAAAAAAGAUCGAUUUCGUAAAGAUCUCCGACGAGGGAAUCGAGAAGGAAUAUGAUCUUCCGGGAUUACCGGCAUUGGCAUUCUACAGACACAAGUUCCGACAGAUCUAUUCGGGUGACAUGAUGCACGAGGAAGAGAUCUUAGAAUGGGUCCUCGAUCUUCGCACAACAACACCGGAUGUUAUCGAAAGCGUCGAUAGAAAAACGUUACAAGUUCUCAUCAACGAUGUUGAACAUCUCGCCGUUUUCUUCUACGACGACAAAUGUGAGUCCUGCACGGAAAUCCUGGAGGAGUUAGAAACGAUUGACGAUGAUACUGACAAACACGGUAUUCAAUUCGUCAAAUCAAACGAUGCUAAACUGGCGGCUGAAAUCGGUGUUUUCUCCUUUCCGGCUCUCGUUUACUACGAGACCGGAGUUCCCAUCAUGUACGACGGUAAUCUUCUCGAUGAGAAUGAAGUACUUGAAUGGAUGGUGAAACAGAAGACCGAUGAGAGCAUAGAAGAGAUUGACCGUGAGACUCUCACCAAAUACAUCGAGACAAAAGAAUUUCUCGCUGUUAUAUUCUAUAAAGAGGAGGAUCCAGAGAGUCCCAGAGUACUUAGACAUAUCGAACUGAUUGACGACGAGGCAGCGGAGUACGGAAUAAAGAUCGUCAGGAUGAAGGAUCGGCUGAUGGCGAAAAAAUACGGCUUCCGAAAUCCACCCGGCAUCACUUACUUCCGCAAGGGUAAGAGCAUCAACUACGACGGUGACAUCGAUGACGAGGAGGAGAUCCUCGAUUGGUUGACCAAUCCGGAAAAUAUGGAACUCACCGAUCAUAUAGAACGUAUCAACAAGAAGAUGUUUCAAAAAGUUCGACAAACAACCGACUAUCUAGCCGUAUUUUUCUACAGCAACGACUGCAAACAUUGCGGCCGAGUAUUGGCGGAGAUCGAACAUAUCGACGAUGAAGCUGACGGAGCCGGUAUUAAAUUCGUCAAAAUCGACGACAAACAACUAGCCAAACAGUAUGGUGUUUUCGCAUUACCAGCUAUACUGUUCUUUAAGAUGGGAUCAAAGGAACCAGUUAUAUAUGCAGGCGAUCUGUAUGAAGAGGAGCAAAUUUUACAGUGGUUGAUGACGCAAAAGGAUCCAUCGGGUGAGGUAAUCGAGGCUUUGGAAGGCGAGGACCUUCUAAAUUUGAUACGAGAAUCGGAAUCUUUAGCCGUAUAUUUCUGGAACAGAACGCUUUGCGACAUGUGCCAAUCAAAAACGUACCGCAAGCAGAUGCGCCACAAGCAGGAUCACAAGACCGCGGAACAUGGAGAUGCGGCCGAGGACAUCGAUGAUCCCGACGAUUGUACGCAAUGCGUGGCAAUACUCGAGGAACUAGAAAAUAUCGAUGACGAUUGCGACAGACACGGUAUCACAUUCGUGAAAACGCAAGAUUUCAAGGUAGCCGAAGAUUACGGGGUAACGGACUUUCCAGUAUUAGUUUACUUCGAGAAACAAAUGCCAAAUGUGUUCGAAGGUGAUCUCUCUGUGGAAGAAGAGGUAUUACAAUGGUUGAUUACUCAAAGAACGGAAGAUCGGAUCGAGCUGAUCACAAGAAUUAUGCUAGAAACAUCCGUUGAGGAGACACAGUACUUAGCGGUUUAUUUCACUAAACAAAAUUGUCAUAUAUGCGACGAAAUUUUGGAGGGUUUGGAAAAAGUAGACGACGAGUGCGACGUAUUUGGUAUUCAUAUGGUAAAAAUUCAAGACCCGCAGCUGGCGAAACGAUAUUCGAUCAAGACAUUUCCGGCGCUCGUCUAUUUCCGAAAUGGCAAUCCUCUACUCUUCGAAGGAGACCUGCAAAACGAAGAAUCAGUCCUCGAGUGGCUGAUCGACGAUGACAAUCGAGAACUGGCCGAUGAAAUAGAAUCCGUCAAUGACAGAAUGCUAGAAAGACUUCUCGAUGAAUCUCCCUUCUUAGCCGUUUUCUUUUAUGAUGAAGAUUGCCCAGAAUGUGACGAAAUCAUGGAAGCGUUGGAGAAAAUCGACGGCGAAGCUGAUCUUUUCGGCAUCGAUUUCGUUAAGAUCUCUAGCUCGGAUGCUGCCGAAAAAUAUGGCAUUCUCAAUGUUCCAUCUCUCGUGUAUUUCCGAAAGAAAAUACCACUUAUAUACGACGGUGAUCUUAUGCAAGAAGAUAAGAUUCUGCAGUGGCUCACUUCUCAAGAUGUGUUUGAGAUAAAAAAUGAGAUCGAGGAGGUUAACAAAAAAAUGCUAGAUAAACUGUUGGAUGAGAACGAGUUCCUUGCGGUCUUCUUUUAUGAAAACGAUAGUCAAGAAAGCGAGGAUGUGAACAAGAAGUUGGAAGAGAUCGACGGCGAGACUGACAAUCUGGACAUUACAUUCGUUAAAAUGGCAGAUCCUAAAUACGCUAGGAAAUGGGGAGUUACCAAGCUGCCUGCCAUCGUCCAUUUUCGCAAACGAUUCCCUAGUAUCUACAGAGGUAAUCUGCACAAUGAACAGGAUGUUCUCGAGUGGCUACGCAAGAACAGAUAUCGACAGCCGGAAUUGAACAUCUACAUGUACAUGCUGAUCGCCAUCACCAUGCUCUUUCUCAUGUACACCGGUUUCCUCCUGUCGUGUUUCCGCUCGGAACCGUCCGCGCCUGUCGCGCAUCCUAAGCAAGCGUGAAACACGCGCUCGAUACGGAAGUGACGACAAAAUAAAAGACAGGACUCGUGAACUAUUCGCGCUUGUGCGCUGCUCGGUACUUUCGAUACUUUGAUUCCCGUAUGAUUAUGCGUGGAUAGGUUCGUCCGGAACGAACGAUUUAUACAUGGCGCUCAAGGCGAUAAGAACGACGGUAACGAUGACCGCGCUGGAAUGAAAAUGACGAAGCGAUCUGCCUUGCAGGCCCUGCCGGACCGCUGUCAAAAUGUUAAAUGAAACUAUUGCGUGAAAGAGAGGGAGAGAAUGCGUUUAAUGAACCUUGUCACGAUUACUUUGAAUGUAAGGAUCAAAAGAUAAAUCACGCGUAUAUAUGUAGCGCGAGUUUGACAAAUUUUCGUCUCUCGAACUAUAAAAUGCGAGUGUUUACGAGAUGAACCGAAAGAGAUAAUUUUUUUUUUUUUUUUUAAAUUGACAUCUAUAUUAUUACAUUCUUUGUCCUAGAGAAUACACAAAAAGCAAUUUUAAUUUAUAUAUAUAUAAAGAUAUGAUAAAUAAUAUUAAGAAUGUUUAUUUGCGCGAAUACUUUUGGCCCCUAUUUAGUGCAGUAUCAUUUAACGCUAACCCUAGGUUUUUGAAACAUACAGAAAAAUUCCGCAAUAUGUCAAAAUAACGAUUCAAUACCACCACUGCGAUCUGUUCUUUUUUUUUUUUCAAUAAGAAGUACCUUUAAUUUCUGCCAAUAUUGUUAGUAUCAUUAUAUAUAGAGUAAGAUUACCGUUAUUUAUCAUAAUUAUCUCAUUAAUAUUAUUCUUAUUAUUAUUACUAUUACCCGUCUAAAAAAAUUAUUGAUAUCUAUUAUUGAUAAUGAUUAUUAAUACUUUUAUUACUGCUAUUAUUAGCAUUGUAAUUAUAAGCAUAAUUAUAACUUUAUUAUUAUUAUUCUUAUUAUUAUAUAAUUAUUAUGUAAUUACUAUUAUUAUUGUUGUUAGUACUUAGUAAUGACUGGUAGAUAUGACAGCGGUCUGCGAUUGUUCACUCCUUUAGUUUAUAUACGGUAUAGCUUUUGUCAAUAUGACUCUUCGCAAUGAUGAAUUAUCGUUAAUUUUUAACGAGAGCGAUAUAAUUAAUGACAUGACAAAGAAAAGCUUAUUUUUAUACACUCAUCUAACGAAGGGGACUAAUGACGUCAUCGUUACUAUAAUGAAUAAAAAAAAUGCACCCUUGGACCAACUUCAAACCGUUAAAAUGCCAUUUUCAUCUGCCAAGUGUAAAUAGGAUUAUAAUGUAAACGUGAAUAAUGAUGUAUUAUAUGAAAAA